AUUUCUGAUACUUUAGACUGAAGCAUGAAGAUAUAUUUGGUUAAUAUUUUGAUAUUACCGUACUGACCUUUCUUCCGGUACAGAUUAACCGUGAAACUAUCAGCGUGUCAACAAAUACACCACAAUGCCACGUGAAAUUAAAGAAAUCAAGGACUUCCUUCUCAAGGCAAGGAGGAAGGAUGCAAAAUCUGUCAAAAUUAAGAAGAAUGCAGAGAAUGUGAAAUUCAAAGUGCGGUGUUCAAGAUUCUUGUACACCCUCGUCAUCACUGACAAAGAGAAGGCAGAGAAACUGAAGCAGUCCCUUCCCCCAGGGCUCCAAGUAAAAGAAGUGAAAAGGAGUGAGCGUAUGUAAGAAAUAAAAUAAAUUCCUUAAUUGACAACUUGA
Molecule: messenger RNA, 385 nt
Organism: Cephus cinctus (wheat stem sawfly)
Lineage: Eukaryota; Metazoa; Arthropoda; Insecta; Hymenoptera; Cephidae
Gene: RpL38
Product: 60S ribosomal protein L38
Exons: 5
Coding region: 125-352 (75 amino acids)
Biological process (GO): protein-RNA complex assembly; translation
Cellular component (GO): ribosome; cytosolic large ribosomal subunit
Molecular function (GO): structural constituent of ribosome
Source: RefSeq, a predicted model, not a curated record